Phaethon lepturus (White-tailed tropicbird) is the source of this 2949-nucleotide messenger RNA. It is a transcript of the gene SH3TC1, whose product is annotated as SH3 domain and tetratricopeptide repeats 1. Gene Ontology annotation, molecular function: protein binding. Lineage: Eukaryota; Metazoa; Chordata; Aves; Phaethontiformes; Phaethontidae. The annotation marks the transcript as partial. The transcript has 7 exons. The record is from RefSeq and is a predicted model, not a curated record.
AAAUUCCAAGUUCACAUUCCAGCACAGGAUCCACUAGCAAGAAUGGCAAGAUAGAAGAAUUCCUGAAGAACUUCAAGAAUUUGGAGGCAACCCAGGCAGAAGAGCCAACUACUGAUGGCAAGGAUUCUGCUAGCUCUCCAAAUAUGGACAACUUUCCUCCACCUGAAGGGCCUUGCUUCCACAUAUGUCAAGAUGAUGUUCAAGCACCUGAUAUCUUUGAGUCAUUGAUGCUCUUCUUAAAUAGGAAAGAGUAUGACAGAAACUUCAAAAACCUGUAUCAUUUUUCUUACCCAUUUAUCAAUAGCAUGUUUUAUGGAUUUUCAGAAGAAGAAGAACUGGUUAACUUUUUUAGAUUAGCAAGGGAAGCAGCAAAGAAAGCAGGCAUGUCCUGGGCGCUAGCAAGGCUGUGUUUUCUCUUAGGCAGGCUCAGUGUUAAAAAGCUGAAGUUUUCCCAAGCUCGGGUGUAUUUUGAGGAAGCGUUGGGAGCGGUAGCUGGAGGGUUUAGUGAUUUGUACUUUGUAAUUGCUCUUUAUACAAACCUAACAGUCAUCUACUUGACGCAGAAGAACAAAGAAAAAUGUGCUCAUGUUAUUGACAAGGCUACAUCUCUUCUCAUGGGAAUUCCCAACUACAUUUGCAGUGCUGAGCUGGAGUCAGAUAUUCUAAAGUAUGCUCUGAAGAGGACAAUUUUCAGCCAGAACAAACAUGCAGAGGCAAGAGCAUGCUUUCUUCUGGCAAAACAUUACAUUGCCCGCAAACAGCAUGAAGAGGCACUGCCAUUUCUGGAAAGGCUUCAACUGUUGCUUAAUGACUUGGGUUUACAAAACAACUUAUCAAAGAACUGUUAUUUCAAACUAGCAGAAUCCUACAAUGAAAAGUGCUUGCCACACAUUGUGUUAAGUUGCAUAAAGGUUGCCUCUUCGCAGAGUUCAAAUACUUUAACUGAUUCCUUGAAAAGGAUUGAUUUAGUCAUCAAAAAUGCUCCCAAGCUCUACGGCUUGAGAAAACUUGGACAAAUACUCCCAUCACAAACUGCACCUUACCUCAUACAAGCACUUUCCUCUGUAUUUACUAAUGAGCAGCAAGGACUAUGUAGCACUAUCUAUCUUAGCUUAGCAAAACUGUACAGCCACCACAAACGGUAUGGAAAAGCCAUUGUUUACAUGAUGAAGGCACUGGAGACUGAUGUUUCUGCUAAGCCAGAGGAAACUAUUAACUACUUGGUUUCGCUUGCUUGGUUAUACAUUCUUUACAAGCAGCAUGAUGUGGCUUUAGCCAUUUUAAGUGCUGUUGUAGACUCUUCCUGGAGCAAUCCUCAACAACUAGGAACUGCUUAUAAUAUGCUUGCUAUUGCUCUGAAAAGAACAAACAAUACAAAAGAAGCUGCUGAGAACUACUACAAAGCACUGCAUCUUUCAGAAGAGACCAACAUGAUUCGUAACCAAGCUAUAGCCCUGGCUAAUUUUGGGGCACUCUGCCUGCAUACAGCAGCCAGCAAGCUGGCAGAACAUUAUUAUAUCAGGGCAGUGAAGCUAUUCUCUAAACUUCCAAGUGAGGACUGUGGCCAAGAUUUUAUCCAAGUCCUCCUUCAGUUGGGAUGUUACUAUGUUGAUGGAACUCAAAGAGAAAAAGCAAAGUUUUAUUAUGAAUGGGCUUUUUUAGUUGCAAUGGAGACAAGUCAUCUGGAAAGUCAACUACAAGCAAUUAAACUGCUGUGUCAGUUCUACAGUACUGUUGCUCCCAAUGAGGCUCAGUGUGUCAUCUACAAUGAAUAUCAACUAUCUUUAGCUAGAAAGAUGUCCAACAAAGUUCUGGAGGGACAAAUUUUGGAAACCAUUAGUCAGCUCUAUUUGUCUUUAGGAACAGAAAGGGCUUACAGGUCGGCUCUGGAAUAUACCAAAAGAAGCCUUGGAAUAUUUAUAGAUCUCCAGAAAAAAGAGAAGGAGGCAUAUGCUUGGCUACGGGCAGGAAAGAUAUAUUACAUUCUGAGGCAGAAUGAGCUUGUGGAUCUCUAUAUUCAGGUUGCUCAGGAUGCUGCUCUUUACACAGGAGAUCCAAAUUUAGGAAUGGAGUUGUUUGAAGCUGCUGGAGACAUAUUUUUCAAUGGUACUUGGGAAAAGGAGAAAGCAGUGACUUUCUACAGGGACAGGGCUCUUCCACUUGCUGUUAAGAUUGGCAACAAAACCACUGAACUCAGAUUAUGCAAUAAACUGGUGGAAUUGCUGGUGAAUCUGAAGGCUUAUGAGGAAAGUCUGGAAUAUGCAAGAACAUCUCUUAUGCUCAGUGUAAGUUUAGGAAAUCAGCUAAAUGAACGAAUAGCUUACCAUCGUCUGGCUGCCAUCCAUCAUCAUUUGGGGCACUGUGAACUAGCUGAACACUUCUAUUUAAAGGCCUUGUCCCUCUGUUCCUCUCCUUUGGAAUUUGAGGAGGAAACACUGUAUUACGUCAAAGUGUACUUGAUCUUAGGAGACAUUAUAUUCUAUGACCUUAAGGACCCCUUUGAUGCAGCAGGCUAUUAUCAUUUGGCACUUGCUGCUGCCAUGGACCUGGGCAAUAAAAAAGCUCAACUGAAGAUUUACACAAGACUUGCAAUCAUCUACCAUAACUUCCUUGUGGAUCGGGAAAUGUCUCUAUUCUUCUAUCAAAAGGCAAGAACCUUUGCAACUGAACUGAAUGUUAGGAGAAUAAAUCUAGCUCCUGAUCAGUGUUAUAAGAGUUCAUAACCAUCUUUGGAAAAUGCAGUCUAACAACCACAGAAAUUCCUAGGGAAAUAUUGCACUGGCGUUGCAGGAGGACACAGAAUGCAUUCAGUGUCUCAUUAUGCAUGUACUGUAAGCCGGAGUUCAUAACCUCAGACUAAAUUACCAGUUUAUAUGACAGUGAGCUACAUUUCAUUGUCUCAAAGAUAUGCACUCUUGUACUUGUUGUUUAUGGAUUAGCCUGUGAACU